This is a messenger RNA of Scheffersomyces stipitis CBS 6054, 921 nucleotides long. It is a transcript of the gene PIC2, whose product is annotated as Cu/Pi carrier. Gene Ontology annotation, cellular component: mitochondrial inner membrane. The record is from RefSeq and is a predicted model, not a curated record. The coding region runs from base 1 to 921 and encodes 306 amino acids. Lineage: Eukaryota; Fungi; Ascomycota; Pichiomycetes; Serinales; Debaryomycetaceae. Gene Ontology annotation, biological process: mitochondrial phosphate ion transmembrane transport. Gene Ontology annotation, molecular function: phosphate transmembrane transporter activity. The transcript has a single exon.
AUGACAGACUCCCUUAAAUCCCCCAAGAAGAUCGAGUUGUUCUCGAGAGACUACUACGUCGCUUGUACCGUCGGCGGUAUCAUAGCCUGUGGUCCUACGCAUUCUGCUGUUACGCCCUUGGAUUUGGUCAAAUGUCGUCGUCAAGUCGAUCCCAAAUUGUACAAGUCCAACAUCCAGGGCUGGUCCACCAUCAUGAAAACCCUGGGUGAUUCCAUUCUCACUGGUUUCGGUGCCACAUUGAUUGGUUAUUCCUUGCAGGGUGCCGGAAAGUAUGGUUUCUAUGAAUACUUCAAAAAGACCUAUUCUGACUUGGUCGGUCCUGAUAUCGCCAACAAGUACAAGACUGGUAUCUACUUGUCGGCUUCUGCCAGUGCUGAGUUCUUGGCCGAUCUUGCAUUGUGUCCUUUAGAAACAAUUAAAGUCAAGACCCAAACGACAAUUCCACCUUUUGCCAAUUCUGUGUUUGAUGGCUACUCCAAAAUCACCAAGGCUGAAGGUUUCGGAGGAUUGUACAAGGGUUUGGUGCCAUUGUGGUUCAGACAAAUUCCAUACACCAUGGUCAAGUUCGCUACUUUCGAGAAGACUGUUGAACAGAUCUACAAGUAUUUGGGUAAGCCAGUGACCUCCUACUCUCCUUUGCAACAAACUGGAGUGUCUUUCCUCGGUGGUUACAUUGCCGGUAUCUUCUGUGCCGUGAUUUCGCACCCAGCCGAUGUCAUGGUGUCCAAGAUCAACUCCAGUAAGAAGCCAUCGGAAUCAGUAGGUGCUGCAUUGUCCAGAAUCUAUGGAGAAAUCGGAUUUAAAGGCGUCUGGAACGGUUUGCCUGUGAGAAUUGUCAUGAUUGGUACUUUGACGGGUUUCCAGUGGUUGAUCUACGACUCGUUCAAGGUCUAUGUAGGUUUGCCCACAACUGGCCAUUAG